This is a messenger RNA of Corapipo altera (White-ruffed manakin), 949 nucleotides long. RefSeq lists its product as uncharacterized. Lineage: Eukaryota; Metazoa; Chordata; Aves; Passeriformes; Pipridae. Gene Ontology annotation, cellular component: cytoplasm. The coding region runs from base 77 to 832 and encodes 251 amino acids. The transcript is spliced from 6 exons. The record is from RefSeq and is a predicted model, not a curated record.
ACAGGCCAAGAGCGUCUGGAGCCUGAAUGAAAGCCUUGUGCAGCUACUGGGGGAUGCAGACAGAGAUGUGGUUUGGAUGACCCUCUCUGUGCUUGACAACGUGCUCUGGAGCAGUCUCUGGACACAGCUCCAGAAGAGAGUCCACAGCGAAGACCCCCUAAUAUCCACCCCCACUGGCCUGCAGUUGGCUGAGGCGCUCCGGCCACUGUUUGACCACGAUGACAGCAGUGUGCGGGAGGGCUCCAUUGUCAUCUUCACUCUUUUGAUGAAACUGAUGGAGAGAGUGGGAAAGAGGCCCCUAAAGCCACACGUGUGCCUGAGCCUGCUCCCGCUCUACUUCCACCGCUAUGAUGAGAACCUGGUUGUGAAAAAGGCCUCUCAGAAAGCACUGCUGGCUGUGACCAGGUUCCUAAAGAGGAGGGAUCUUGGGCGCCUGGUGAACACAGAGGAGCCAUGGAAGUUUGGCGAGUGCCUGCUGAAAAGGGACCGGAGCCGAGUGGCCAAAUACGUGCACCAGGCCCUGCCGUACCUGCAGAGCCCACAGCAGCCCCUGCGAGAGGCAGCCAUCAAGUUCAUGGGGAUCGCCGGGGGGUACCUGAGGGGACAGCACAAAGAGCUGCAGCUCAUCAUCGACGCCCUUCAAGCCGUGAGAGAUGACAGGAGCCCCGCUGUCUCAAAUCUGGCACUUGAAAACAUCAACUUUGUUAGAGCUGUACAGAGAGCUAAAGCUCCCCCCUCCAGGUUCCAGCAGCUCCGAGACCAGCUCUGUAGGGCAUGGAACAGCCUGCCUUCUCUGUGGGGCUGUGUCUGCUGUAGCUGUGUGGAGAGUUGAUCCUGGCAGCUCUGCCUGUUGGAGCCACCUGAGCCUGUGGGGAAGAUGCCUCUUCUCCACAAGCCUUUCUUUUUACCCUAGCAUAGGAAUAUUAAAUAAAUAAUGUCAUACACAGAA